AUGUUUGUUCUUCAAAGAAUGGCGACUACCACUGGGUUACUCUUACACCCUCCUCUCGUAAGACCCACUUCGCCCAAUGUCUCUGCACCUCGUUUCUUCCUUACAGUUGCAACCCAAUUUGCAGGAAACAGGGACAAAUCUCUUUUCCCUCGCAAGAAGUCCAAUGGGUUUUCCACUUCCAUUGCUGUGGCUACUGAUUCCUCAGCACCGUCAAUUUCGACCCAGAACGAGGAUUUGGUGGAUACGCACGAGGACCAAACCGAGAAGAUUGUUCUUCCAACUAAUGAAUCCUCUGAGAAGCUUCUCAGAAUUCGUCACACGUGUGCUCAUGUAAUGGCCAUGGCUGUUCAGAAGCUCUUUCCAGAUGCUAAAGUCACAAUUGGACCAUGGAUAGAAAAUGGGUUUUACUAUGAUUUUGAUAUGGAGCCCUUGGGAGAUAAAGAUUUGAAGAAAAUCAAGAAGGAGAUGGAACGCAUUAUUAGCAGAAACUUACCACUUGUAAGAGAAGAAGUUUCAAGGGAUGAAGCUCAAAGAAGAAUUGAGGCAAUCAAUGAACCUUACAAGAUGGAGAUUUUGGAAAGCAUAAAGGAGGAUCCCAUAACCAUCUAUCAUAUUGGAAAUGAAUGGUGGGACCUUUGUGCUGGCCCCCAUGUUGAAUCUACUGGGAAAAUCAACAAAAGAGCUGUUGAACUUGAAACAGUUGCUGGUGCCUACUGGAGAGGAGAUGAGAAGAAUCCAAUGCUACAGAGGAUAUACGGCACUGCUUGGGAGACAGAAGAACAAUUAAAAGCAUACCUUCACUUCAAAGAGGAGGCCAAACGUCGUGACCACAGACGGCUUGGGAAAGAUCUUGAUCUAUUUUCCAUUCAGGAUGAUGCUGGGGGAGGUUUGGUAUUCUGGCAUCCAAAGGGUGCUGUCGUGAGGAGCAUAAUAGAAGAUUUAUGGAAGAAAUUGCACAGGGAACGUGGUUAUGAUCUGCUAUAUACACCACAUGUGGCGAAAGCAGAGCUUUGGAAAACCAGUGGUCAUUCAGACUUCUAUGGAGAAAAUAUGUACAAUCAGAUGGAUGUUGAGGACGAGCUUUAUCAACUUCGACCUAUGAAUUGCCCCUACCAUAUUCUAUUUUACAAAAGGAGGCUCACCUCCUAUCAAGAUUUUCCUAUUAGAGUCGCAGAAUUGGGGACGGUAUAUAGAUAUGAGCUGUCCGGUAGCUUGCACGGUCUUUUCCGUGUCAGAGGUUUUACCCAGGAUGAUGCUCACAUAUUUUGUUUGGAUGAUCAAAUCAAAGAUGAAAUUAGAGGUGUCCUAGAUCUAACAGAAGAGUUAUUACUUCAAUUUGGUUUUAACAAAUUUGAAGUCAAUCUCUCUACUAGACCACCAAAAUCAGUGGGGAAUGAUGAGAUCUGGGAGAAAGCAACAUCUGCUCUUAAAGAUGCUCUAAGUGACAAGGGGUGGGGCUAUCAAAUUGAUGAUGGUGGUGGAGCCUUUUACGGACCGAAAAUUGAUAUUAAGAUUGAGGAUGCGUUGGGAAGGAAGUGGCAAUGUUCAACUAUACAGGUUGAUUUCAAUCUACCUCAGCGUUUUGACAUCACAUAUGUCAAUUCGAACUCUGAAAAGAGGAGACCUAUCAUGAUCCAUCGUGCAGUUCUGGGAUCCCUGGAGCGAUUCUUUGGUAUUCUAAUAGAAAAUUAUGCUGGGGACUUCCCAUUAUGGCUUUCUCCAAUCCAAGUUCGAGUUUUGCCCGUAACAGAUGCCCAGAUCUCUUACUGCAAAGAGGUGGCCGAAAAACUCAGAGCCAUUGGCAUUCGAGCUGAAGUCUGUCAAGGCGAGCGGUUGCCCAAGCUUAUUAGAAAUGCAGAGACCCAAAAAAUACCGUUGAUGGCAGUUGUUGGUGCCAAGGAAGUCGAGACGCAAACUGUGACAGUGAGAUCAAGGUUUGGUGGGGAGAUAGGGACCAUAACAGUUGAUGAUUUUGUUGGAAGAAUCAAAUAUGCCUCAGAGAAUAGAACACCAUUUUGAAGUUCUUUUCUAGGAUGAACCAUGGCUAUUGAGGAUUUACCUUCUGAUUUAAAUUUCCCCAUGGAGGUUAAUUCCCUUGAUGAGCAGAUUCUCAUUGUACUUUUUAAUAUUCUUUCACUCAAUAUUUUGACUGUAAAUUUCUGUCUAAUUUGUAGUUAGAUGAGACUUUGAUUUUGAGGAUUUUCCCCCUCCUUUGGAGUGAAUAAUGAAAAAAAAAAAGAUAUACUUAGUGCCUUUGAUUAUUCACAUUUUAA
Messenger RNA from Benincasa hispida (wax gourd), 2273 nucleotides. RefSeq names its product threonyl-tRNA synthetase, putative / threonine-tRNA ligase. NCBI's taxonomy places the organism in Eukaryota, Viridiplantae, Streptophyta, Magnoliopsida, Cucurbitales, Cucurbitaceae. The record is from RefSeq and is a predicted model, not a curated record. Gene Ontology annotation, cellular component: chloroplast stroma; cytoplasm. Gene Ontology annotation, molecular function: ATP binding; threonine-tRNA ligase activity. Gene Ontology annotation, biological process: threonyl-tRNA aminoacylation.